GGGGGGGGGGGGGAGGACGAGGGAGUGGAAAAAGCGCAAAAUAGGAUUUGUCAUGUCGGAGUUGGUCAAUGUUGUUUGCAUCGGACGGAGAUACAAAUCUUGCUGAUGGACAAUUCUGGCCGAAACCAUGCUCGGUGUGUGUGUUUUUCCGUGAUUUAUGGUGCUGCGCGGUUGCUGCGGUGGAAAAGAUUGACUACCGUCUCCCAAUGCCAUAAAAGCUAUGAUGUGAUGAAGGUGAAUAAUUAAUAGAAUGUGCAGCAAUGAAGCUUGCGUUUCGAUACAGUAUGUGUGUAGCUUUCUUCGCUUCGGAUGAGCUGAUAACAUUGUGAAAGGGAAAUCAGGUUAACGAGGUCUCGCAAGAAAUACGCGCAGCGUAAUAAGACUAUUAUUGUGAUAGGUGGUAUUAUUUUCCACAGGAUGAGAUAUUAUCAAAAUGAAAAUAAAACCAGUCCAUAUAAAUGGCACGUUGCUUGAGAUAUGUGCGCUUUGAUAGAAGACAUUGUCGCCACAGUCAGCGUGCCUGUACGUCAUUUGCACAGGUCACAGGCUUUAUUGCAAUGCCAGUUUGAAGGGUGUUUACGCUAUUUUUCCACCGAACGAAAGUAACACUACACGUCUCGAAAUAGGUUUCCGACAUGGUUUUGCACAACAAGCACGACACUAUCGAAAAACGAUAGCCCGCACCAGAAAGAUCAAAGGCUAAUCUGACGGCAGUGACACGUGUUUGAAUUCUCGAAAAGGUUAUUGCAGAAGAAUGGAGCACUGGAGCGCGCAUGGUGCUUGAAAAUAGAGCGCACCGUUUGGAUCGUAUUUUAUCGGGGCCACCGAAUGUCACCGCGGCUGGCGAGGACGGUGGCAAGCGAGCAAAGCUCUCGUUCUGCACCCAGAAGCCAUGACAAUCUGCUGUUGGUGCAUGGUUCAAAUUUAAAGCAUUACCUCUGUGGGAAGCCGCUACGUUUUACAUUCCGCAGCUUGAUUGUUGGUAGCUGGUGCGAUGCUCCCGACGGAAACGAUACAGAAGAAACUGCUGCUCUCUGAGUUAUUCCAUGAGUUGUGUAAAUAAAUACUCUUGAGGAAAAAGCAAAAAAUGAAAAAACGAACGCAGACGCAAGUUUAAUGGAGAAUUUUCCUGCACAAAAUAAUGCAAGCGCUCUAGCAGAUGCUUCAUUCUUGUAGCUCACUUAGUAGAAACUCUCGCUAGUGGGUGCUUUUUUGUAGCUUCAUCUUCUGCUGACGCUGCCAUUGCUGUGGAAUGUAGCGAACGGUAAAGGUAGUAGCGUUGGAAAGGAUCGGUACUUUCUUACGCUUAAAAACUUGCCAGCAGUUAUUUUUUCCCUUUCUUCUCACGCUCCAAAGCUUAGCGCACCUUUCACUAGCUUCAUUUUCUCGCUCGAAAACCCGAUCCUCCUUCAGCGUAUUUGACACAAGAAUGGGAGCACAAAAAAAAAAUAAAAACAUAAUGGGAAUUUAUUAAAGAUUUACAGCAUGUCUACCAUUCAACGUUCACUCAUGAACAUACCGUGCUUGGUCGGACAAGGGGAGAGGAUGUGGAGAACAUUUUACGCAAGGAUGUCGAAACAUUUAGCUUUCAUCUUCGGAGCGAGAAAAUUAGAACGGAGAUGAUGCAAGCUUUCGCCAGCUCUCGGGCGGGAUUUUUUUUUCCCCGGGAGUUUGCUUAUUCCACGCGCUUCGUACUUGAUUGGUCCUUGUGCGGCUCCGGCUGCGAGUCGAGUGGCCGGAGCAGUUUGGUGCGGAUCGCAUUUCGCUUAAUCUGUUCCGGAUAGUAGUGGCUCAUGCUCAUGCUCAGUCCCCUUUUUUGUUGUUGUAAAGACUCUGUUCCUCAUGUACGCUUACGGUAUGCUUCGGGGGGAAAAAAUGAACCGAUGGAUUAAUACAUCUGCUGGAACUUAAUAACAUAGUUUUUUCUUCAAUCGAUGCUUUACUGCCCUUUCGUAAUGGAUGCUUCCGUACUGGUGUACUCACUGAUGUUCCUCACGGUGUAAUCGAAGGGACCGGUAUUGGGUCCACCGCUUGUAGCAGGAAGCGAACAAAUAUGUGAAGCUAGUUAUUAAAAGCUAUUGAUGUAGUAAAACGGAUCAAAUGAGAAUUACUUCCUGCGCCCUGAGGAGGAGUAGGACGGGAAUAGAGUAUUUGUAAUUUAAAAGAAUUUUUGUCAUUGUCUGUUACACAAUUUGAUGGAAUGAGUCAGUUCACAAGUUGAAAGCAAUGCCUUAAAAUCGUAAUACUAUCACUCCUAUCACAAAGCUACUUUCCUUGCAGAGAGCCACAAGUAGUGAAACCAACCAACGACGGACAAUACUAAUAAACAUCCGAUCUAAUUGUUUGCUAAUUGUGAUCGAUAGCUGUUGGAUCAGUUGCAUUUGCGUUGCGACCGUAAGAUAUCGUUUGUAUCGAUUCAUAAUUUGCUCUCCAGCUCGGCGAACGUGCUGUGCAGCGUACAGUGUCACUUGUAAGCCACUAAAACGUGCAUGGACAUGGACCAUCCAGAGGACUCAACUCGAUCGACUUCCGGCAGUUUGCUCUCGCUGAGUCUCUUCAGCCAGUACAGCAGAAAUCGAAUCCAGCCACUCUUCCCGAAACCAUACUACAGCUGAGCCGAACGAGAAGCAUGAGCUGCCAGCUAUCGAAUAACGCAGACUGUGGGUUUGGGAAAGCAAGAACCGGCAAGCAUAACCAUCCGGCUCAAACAUAAUCCAUCCAUCGAUUAAUUAAUGUAUCUGGUCGAUUACUGGCCGUGAUACGGAAAUAUGAGUGGCCUCGUUGGUUGGGUUGCCGGACUGAAGUUCGUUUUGUGAUCUUUGACCAUCUUCAAACAAGCAGAGCAGAGAGUGCUCGGAUGUUGGCGGUACAAUGGUUGCUCGAUGCAACUAGCUCAAUGCUGUCUAUGGUAGACUUACCGAAAUACGGCCCACUUAUCCCGCAUUACUUCGAUCGAAGUCCGAAACGAAUAUUUGAGAGGAAACAACAAAACGAGGGCUGUAAAAUUGCUGUGCACUGUAGUGGCACAGUUCCCGAUCGGCGCAGCAUUAGUGUAGUCUCCAGUGAUUUAUCACUUCCUGCGGGAAGUCCGCCGGUGUCCGAGGGUUUCUGGUACCAGCGCCUGCGGUCGACCUGCUAUUUGGGCACCCUUGAACGGUUUGCAUAAUGAAGCCUACACCUCCGGGCGGGGCUAUGUUUUUGGAGAGCAAACAAGGCUACGUCGGUGCUCGGCGUGCUACCGGGACACCGGAGCUGUUGAAUACACCUACCCUGAAUAUAGGUUAAUUGCCGGUACACAGGUUUAGCUUUUGUCGCUCCGCAUCUUGAUGGGCCGAGCGCCUGGGUCUGUUGGGUGGCCCGCUCUAAUCGGAUGCAUCGAACGGAACACUCGCCGGACGGAUAGCCUUGACUCCCUUUUCUUAAUCAGUGCCUUGACGAUGGUUUCGGAAUCAAUAUUUAUGUAGCACACGUGCACCACCUGACAGCCGACAACCAUUUCGUCCACCGUGGACUAACUGCGUGCUAGAGCGCGUUACAUCACGGCCUCAAGGCAGAAUGUAGAACAUCCCUUUCCCCCUUUGCUGCUCGCCAAAAGUGUAACAUAUUUCAACCACGGUCGAAACAACGAGACCACUAAUGGGGCGAAGGAAAGGAGUAAUUGUGGGGAGGGAGUGUCUGCUGUCAUCAGCACAAAUCCAAAUGGCGCUGACGUUCGCGCUACAGACCCAGCCCACAGUGAAGCGAAGUACGGCAAGUUGUAAACCCGGUGGCAGUGCAUACUAGCGGUCCUUGAGCUGGUUUGAAUGGGGGGUGGAGGUGGAGGGAAAAGAGCGCCAAAUAAUAUCUGAUCGCCAUCGAUAAUGAUGAUAAAUUAAACUCGUAGUUAAUCGACUGCGAGAACUUGCGAAGCGUUUCUUACGCUACUGCCGGGCUAGCAAUAGAACGUGCUCUCGUAAGUCUCGCCUUGGCUCGUGUGGCCGCGCGGAAGAGACAUGGAAGUCGGCGGUGGUGGUAAGCGCGGUCGUAAAAGCACACGAAACCCGCUGGAAUGGGAAAACGGACGGUAUUAAUUACAAUUUGCCGAAGAAAUGGUGCUUGCAGUGCUCGCUCGGCGGUGGGUUUAGGAUGCUGUUCACACAUUUUCGUAGUUGAUUGAUGUUCUCUGGUGUGGGACUAUCUGUGCAGCUAGUGGGGCUUACGCGCAGAUACAACUAGAAGGUCAGUAGUGCAUUAAAGUGUUGAAAGUUGGUUGCAUACUAUUGAAGAUAAAUUGUAAUUUUGAUGGAAAUGGAAAGCUUACUACUGUUUAUAUGGGGAUAUCAACAAGACGAUUUGUUGCAAGUACUUUCACUGUAGCUACGUCAUCGUAAUUAAAGGCUUUAUUUUGUUCUUAAACCAUAACCCUUAUGUAAACGCUGCUUGUAACAAGUUUAUCAAUUUUUUACUGGUGCUGAUACUGUAUAUUUUUACAAACUGUUUCGCCUUCAGGGCAGUUGCAUUUCCCAAUCCAAGGUUUCAAAUUGAUGUGAUACGUUCUAGCUAUGUAUAAUGUGUGGAAAGCUUAGAAUUUGCACUUCCUUUUUGCGAUAUUUAAAAGGAACUACAUCGAUUGCGAUGAAAGUGUUACAGCAUUUAAAUGCAAGAAUAAAAUUCUUGUGAAAUUGUUGUAAGUUAUACCGAAGCAGGCCAGAAGCUUCUGUAGUUAAGCAUUUUAAUUAAAAAUAAGAUCGACAAGAAAGUGUAGAACUAAUAACCGUGUACAGAACCAGAAACUCUAAACGACUGAUAAAACAUCAGUCGUAAUAGUGCCUUUGCACAUCAGGGAUGCACAUCAAACGUCCCACAACAGAAGGGUCAGAUUGUUGCCGUUUACAGUGCAAUUAGGUAAUUAUUUCUUCCCACGCUGCCAUCUCCUUUCCCACCCAAUUCCCAUUUCGCAUGAGCAUCCUAAAUGGAUAGGGACGGCACCGGUGUGCGUCGAACCGGUGUACUGCAGUGCGUGUCCCGUUCCCAGCGUGCGUUAGGCAGCAACCGUGAGGCAGAAAAUGAAAAGUGCCUGCCCGCCUGCGGUAGCAGGGGCGAUAAAUGGAGCCGCGAAGUGAACCCCGAACCCGCCGGGCCGGUUCGCCAGUGAAGGUGAAGAAAAAGUCCACCGCCAAGCACACGGUCAAGUUUAAGGACCAGGCACGGGACGACGUGCUGGUGGUGACGGUCGAGCCGCCGUCGCCGUCGCCCGGCUCGCCCGAACCGUCCCCCAAGACGGCCGUAACGUUUGCGCUUCCGCCGAUCGCGAGCGUCUCGUACCAGCGGCCCAAAACCGGCGGUGAAAAGCCCCCGACCACCGAUACACGUGCGCUUCCGAAGGAGAAGGAUCCAACGAAACGGACGGCAAAACCGGCCGACAGCCAGCGGCUGGCCGAGGGAUGUACCUCGCUAAUGUACGCCUGCCAGCAGGGUCUUACCGGUGAUAUAUUGAAGGAGCUGCGACAAAAGCCCAGCGCCGUACAUCGACGGGAUCGGAGCAACAAAAGUGCCUUACACUACUGCAGCAGUGCGCAGGAUAUUGCUGCGGCCGCGAGCGUCGCCAUGGUAGCGCCCGAGCUGAUCGAGUCCGCGGACGAGGAUGGAUUUACGCCGCUGCAUCUGGCGGUAAUACAGGGAAACCUGCAGCUGGUCAAUCUGCUGCUAGCGAACGGGGCGGAUGUGAACGCACUCGACAACGAGGGACAUUCGGUGGUGCACUGGGCAACCGUGUGCGGUGAGGUGGAGGCACUGCGCGCCGUCCUGGCAGCCGGUGCGGAUGUGUCCACGCCGGACAUUAACGGGGGCAGCCCGCUGCACUAUGCCGCCCAGAUGUGCGGUGCCAACUACGAGGGCAAGACGGCACGCGCCUCGGCCAAGCUGGCGCUCGAGAUACUGAACACGCUCCUGAACCAUCCUGAUACUUCGGUGGAAGUAGAGGAUAAGGAUGGCCGACAACCGCUGCUGUGGGCAGCAUCCGCCGGCUCGGCCAAGGCUGUGCUGGCUUUGAUAAAAGCUGGGGCUCACGUCGAAAGUGCCGAUAAGGACGGACUGACCGCACUGCACUGUGCUGCAUCGCGGGGCCACACCGAGUGCAUCGAUACGCUGAUCAACCUGUGCGGCGCGCACACCGACCAGAUCGACUCGAACGGCUGCACGGCGCUGCACUACGCGGUUACGCUCGGGCAUGCCGAUGCGACGUCGCUGCUGCUGAAGCUGGAUGCCGAUCCGAACCGGCAGGACCGGAAGGGCCGCACGCCGGCCCACUGCGGGUGUGCGAAGGGCCAGAUGGAGACGGUCAAGAUACUGCACGCGAAGAAGGGCAACCUGUGGCUGCGGAACGCGAAGGGAGAUCUGCCGGUGCACGAUGCGGCCUGUUCCGGCCGCCGCCAGCUCGUCCAGUGGCUGAUCCAGAUGAAGCCGAAGCACAUCAACACAACGAGCAACGACGGGCGGACGCUGCUGCACAUUGCCGCCGGGCACGACAACGUGGACAUGUGCAAGCUGCUGCUGGAGCUGGGCGCCGACGUCAAUCUGCUGUACCGGCCGUCGUCGAAGGGGGCGCCACUAACGCCGCUCGAUUACGCGCUGGCCAAAGGGUACCGGUCGACCGCCAAGUAUCUGCAGAUGCAGGGCGGCCUGCCAGCGAACAAGCUGCGGCUGUCCGGGCGCCAGCAAAAGAUCCUGCCCGACAUUGAUCGGGUGGAGCCGCUGAAGCUGACGGAGAAGGAAGAGCUGAUCGAUCUGAAAACGUCCAAGCGGUACAUCGUCUAUCUCAACUCCAACUCGGACAGCGAGUCGCAGGAGGAUCGGCCGCACCGGAAGAGCCGGCACAAGCGAAAAGGCAGCCACCGGGGUCGCCGCACGAGCAGCUGCAGCGAUACGGUGUACCUCUACCGGGACGGCUCGAACGACAUCAGCCGGUCGCGCAGCAAUGCGGAGCUGCAUCGCAGCGAUCAGCGCACGGGCAAGCAUCGCCGCAGCAGCAGCUCAUCGUCCGCCAGCACGAGCGGUUCGUCCUCGGACGGCUGCUGCCGGCACGUGCGCCGAAAGCACAAGUGCUACAAGAAGUGCUCCUCCAAGCGGUCCCACUCGCGCGACCGACACAAGGACCGCGAGCGGGAGGAGACGCGCGACGCACCACUGCCACCGGACGCGCUGAAGGAGUACGAGUUUAAGUACGCGGAGAAGAAGGAACCGGGACCGCGCAAGCCGGGCGAGCGGUGCGGCAAGAUCAUCCUGAAGCAGGUGCACAGCGGCUCCUCCGAGAAUGAUUCCCCCGCGAACGGAGGUGGUCGGGCGGGACCGGGGCUAAAGUUUUCCUCCGAGCGACGCGAAACGCAUCUCGGGCUGCCCGUUCAGCUACAGUACGGUGGCGCUGGUGGGUUUGAUGCUUCCGGUGGUUUGAGCGAUUUUUUAGACGAACCCACGUCACCCCGAACGCCACCGCGGGCCGAGUUUAACAUCCGCAAAGAGUCGGACGCGAAGAGCGAGGGCAAGUCGUCCGACUCGAGCACGACGAAGAAGAAGAAGGUUAAGGGCACGGGCAAGAAGUCGAAGCUGGCCAAGACGGCCAAAAAGUCCGACUCGCCCAGCGAGGAGGAACAGGCGAAAGUGCCGGCACCGGUCACCGAGGUGGUGACGCAGGCGCAGGUGCACCCCGCGCCCGAAUCGAUGUCCAAGUCGACGGAGGACGACGGUGCGGCCACGGACGCCACGUACACGAUCGAGCAGCGCACCCGGUCGGACGUGGAGGGACUCAGCGAGACGGAAGAGCGUAGCGCGAAAGGGGGACUACCGCGCGUAACUAGCAAACCGAUGGCGGAAACGAUCCGCGAAGAGGUGCGCGAUGAACACGCGGUAGAGAUGGCGCAACAGCAGCAGCAGGCGGUACGCAAAGAUCGCUCCAAGCUCAAAUCCGCCAAGAGUGACAGCUCCAAGAGCCACUCCAAGUCGGAGUCGUCCGAUAAGGAAGCGUCCAAGGUGCAGCAGAAACCGCCGGCACUCCCUUUAGAGGAACCGCCGGCCGCCCCGCCGGCUCCUCCUCCAUCACCUCCUCCGUUAGCGAAAGAGCCGACACCUGAGCCGGCACCCGAACCCAAGCCUGAAGCAAUCUCCGUCCCAGAACCGAAGCCGGAACCACAGCCAGCACCACUGCCACAGCAGCUAGAACCACUGCCCGAGCUGGUGGAGGAGCGGACAGAACCGACGGUCGAGUCGCAAGCGCCCCAAGGCCUGGAAGUGGACCGAGGCGGUGGAGGCGGCCCGGCUGAAGAUGAGCCGUUAAUAGCGGAGGAAUCACUGCCACCACUAGUAGAGCCGGAAGAACCUCCAGCGCCGACGAAGCUGGAAGAGGAACAGAAAAGCACACCGGAGGAAACGAGCGAAAGUUCACCGUCGAAAUCGAGCGAAGAGACGGAACCGACAUCGGUCGUGCAGGAAGUCCCCGAGAAGGAGGAGCAAAAACCUGCCCCAACACCGGCGGUUGAGGAGCCACCGAAGGUGUCGGAAGUGGUGCCUCCGGUGGUGGAAAAAGCGAAACCGCAAGAGCCCGCGAAAGAGCGACCCAAGCUGCGCCGUUCGAUGGAGUCGAAGAUGGAGAGCGUUGAGGAGGUGACGGCUCCGGUACUGGCUGAGCCAGUGCCGCCACCGCUAGACCAGGCAAAGGUCGAUCAAACGCGCGGGUUUUUCGUCAGCCUGGACGGCACGGCUGAAGAUGACGAGAAGAAGAAGAAGAAAAUCAAGAAGAAACCGCGCCUGAAGGAGGACGAGCAGCAGGAGCAGCAAAGCAGCAAGGAUCAGGACUCGGGGUUCGAGCCGAGCCCGCAGGCCGUACGCAGCAAGCCGACCGUGUUCGAGCGCCCGACCCACACGGCCACCCUGCCGCGCCGGGCCGCCUUCUCGAUGGUGGAGGAGCGGGCGGCCAGUUCGCGGCCGGAGGGCCGCAAACCGGGCGACAAGAACGCCGUCAACAUGACGACCGUCCAGCAGUCGAUCCAUCGUAACAUUCGAAGAUAUUAUAUGGAAAGAAAAAUUUUCCAACACUUGUUAGAACUGAAAAGUUUGCAAAUACGGUCGACGAAAGUGAACGAAUCGGUGCUGGUGAAGCGGGCCGUCGACGAUUACCACAAGUCCACGAUCGAGCUCGGGUACGAGACGGGCAGCACGCUCAAGCGCUACCCGUACACGGAGUACUCGUUCCGGAACUUUGAGCUCUUUCUGUACGACACGCUCAAGAGUCUGCAGAAGCGCGAGACGUACAAUUUCCAGAACAUCUCGGAGGUGUACGAUGAGGCCGAACGAAGGCUAAGCCCGGACGUGAGCCGCUACGAGCGUGCCCUGAACUGCACGACCAAAACACACCGCUGUCUUCAUGCGACCCACGCCUACACAGGCAUUCCCUGCGCUGCGUACAUACCGAUGAUGAACCAUCACACGAUACCGAAGCUCGGCUUCGGGCCGUACAAAUCGAGCACGUCCGGGGUGGGUAGUUUUUUCUUGCCGAAAAUCCUAACGCACCCGACGGACCGCAGCUGCACCGGAGGGAAGGUCGCACUGGAGCUGACGCACGGGAACAGCAAGCAGGCGACCCCGACCCUGGACGAGCAGCAGCAGCAGCAGCAGCAGCAACAUCAGCAGCACAACCGCAGCAGCAGCAGCAACAGCAGCACCAGCGCCAGUCCCACGAGCAACCAUCAGAUACUGAUGCCCAAGAUAACGCUCACCCACAACGAAGUCAGCAGCAACAGCAGCACCAGCAACCUCAUCCUUCCCCAGUCGCGGAACGGCAACGGUCACCGGCUGUUGGGCCACAGUCGCAGUCCCGUGCCCUUCCCACAGUAGACGAGCGGCGAUCCGGUGGUACCAACAGCCCGCGGGGCGCUACACCCGCCUAGCGCUCUCGGUGGGCCGGAAAGGUCCGUUCGCUGGACGACCUGGUACAAUAUUUAAACCGUACGGCGGUUGGGCUAGGAGCCAAUGAGAUUCCGGCACCGAGUUUUGAACCCGGACUGGAGCAUUGGGUUUGGAGGGCUUACCCGUAUGUGUGUGCGCGCGCGCGCGCGUGUGUGUAUGUUGUUUUUGGCUGUAAAUAUAUGACACUCUGUCUGUAGGCUCUUCCCAUGCCCAUGGGUGGGCCACGUAACGCUGUGCUGUCUGUUUCGAGUACCUUCCACAAGCAAAACUAAGCGUGAGAGUAAAGAAAGCAAACAAGAAACGAACUCGUUUUCAUUCAACUUUCCCCGUUCCACUCAUGUGUGUGUGUGUGUUUUUUUUUCUGUUUUCGUUCAUGGCCACUUGGAGAGGUCUACCGAGCUGUACCACUGCUGGUAACUGCUGAGAAAGUAGACGAUAAUGUGAAGUAUUCUGUCGGAUUUUGUGUUUUAAGGGUCGUUAGCAUUAAUGAUCGUUUCUUGACCUGCCAGAGGUGGCAAUCAUGUUCGUUCGUUCCAUGUCCUUGACAGGCUCUAGUGCGUGUUUGAGGUUGAAGGUCAGUAUGUGACCCAUUAUACUUGGUAGAGUUCUUAGCCUCCCGGGCAAGCGUGCCCGAAUGUCCUUGACCUAAAUCGAAACUAAUUACAGCCUAUUUCACCCCUUUUUCCGUACACUUUUUCAUGCCUUCAAAGACUGUUUCCCCCCAGAAAAGGGAACUAAAAUUGCAUACAAGCGGUGUUCCGAUAGUGUUCCGCAAAGCUUUCAGCCUAAAGCUUCCACAAGUCAGGUGAUUGCCGAUUUGAUAAUGCUGGCUCUUGGGGCCUGUGCUGGGUACAUACGAGUUCGCGUGCAAAUUCAUAAAAUGCAUGGUUUGAUGCACGCUACCGGCUGUUUGGCACUCAACACACGAGCAAAGCUCUACGAUUUCGGCAUGGACGAGUUUGCCUGCAUAAUAGUAUUUUUGAUUCUCACGGUGCCUCAGCUAAUUAGCGACUUAACAAACGAGAGAGAGAGAGAGAGAGUGUACCGUAUUACACGAGCCUAUAAAAGUCAUUAUCGGUCCUCGCUAAGUUUUGCACAUCAAACAGAUGACUGGUUUCGUGCACAUCCUGCUCUUGGUAGUUGUAAUUACUGCUGAAAGCUCACUUAAUUCUACUUAUUUUUAUUUAAUGCCAAAUACCGCCAUUGCCCAGAAGGCAGGAGAAACGCCACAUGAAGUCUUCCGUAACAAUUGAAGAGAAAAGUGACGGAACACUGAACGAGACAAAGGACGGCAAAGUUUCAAAAUUUAAUUAGCUAUGCUUCAUCAUUAUACUACCAUGCGACUUCCAGCACACGACAUCGCCGUAGUCGCGUGGGUCGCGUGUGCAUUAUUAAUUACCGAUCGGGCGUUGUAAAGCUACGUCAUUGGCAUCUCGCGCGUGUAACAUGUACUUUGUCCUAGAAGCGUUGAAAAGUUUUGGGAAACACACCGGAAGUGCUGUACCCGAUGCUGAAAGUUGCUGAAUCACCGUUUGCUGCUGCUGCUGUAUGUUGCUGUUGCUGCUCCUGCUGCUCCUGCUGUUAGUUGCGUCUGAGGUUAGUUUUGCCAAAGUGGUAAACAUGAUGCUCUUACUAAGAUACUAAUACCAUUAAUGUAACAAAGUAGCUAAUAGAGAAAGCUAUCACUUUCCAAUAGAUUUGGAGAGACAUCCUCAGUAUAAUAACUUCCAGCGAAAUCAGUGCUAGUCUUUGAAUGUCAUCGACUUGUGAUGAAGAUGAAAAGAGGUCGAAAUAAAGUGUCCUUGAUAUUUACAACCAUUUAUUGGAAAAAGGGGAAAAAGAGAUACAGAAAACAACCAGAGUGUGAAAACGAACUCAGCCGUUCAGUGAAAAGUGAUGUAAACAGAGGAGCAAUAUUGAAAUGAGACAAACGGUGCGUUACAUUUUGUAACUACUGAGAAUUAUACGUCGAGCGAGUAGGAAAUGGGAGUGUUGGGUGAACUAGAAAUAUGAUCGUCUAGCGAACAAUGCGUACGUUAUUUUCUGUCAACGUUUUAGAUACCAAUUGUAGACUUUGUUGUAAAUAAAUAGAACAAACAAAAGCAGAAACUCAA
This is a messenger RNA of Anopheles coluzzii, 12050 nucleotides long. Its product is annotated as ankyrin repeat domain-containing protein 12. Gene Ontology annotation, molecular function: protein binding. The transcript is spliced from 8 exons. Lineage: Eukaryota; Metazoa; Arthropoda; Insecta; Diptera; Culicidae. Gene Ontology annotation, biological process: protein localization to ciliary inversin compartment. The record is from RefSeq and is a predicted model, not a curated record. The coding region runs from base 5086 to 9864 and encodes 1592 amino acids. Gene Ontology annotation, cellular component: ciliary inversin compartment.